Colius striatus (speckled mousebird) is the source of this 1422-nucleotide messenger RNA. It is a transcript of the gene AGT, whose product is annotated as angiotensinogen. The transcript is spliced from 4 exons. NCBI's taxonomy places the organism in Eukaryota, Metazoa, Chordata, Aves, Coliiformes, Coliidae. The coding region runs from base 28 to 1422 and encodes 464 amino acids. The record is from RefSeq and is a predicted model, not a curated record. Gene Ontology annotation, biological process: regulation of systemic arterial blood pressure by renin-angiotensin. Gene Ontology annotation, molecular function: serine-type endopeptidase inhibitor activity.
CAGACACUCUGAAAGCAACUUUUCAACAUGAAGCUGGUGGCAGAUCUUCUCUGUCUGUCGGCGUGCCUCACUGCAGUAACUUCUGACCGGGUCUACGUCCACCCUUUCAAUUUGUUUUCUUUCAACAAGAGUACCUGUGAGGAGCUGGAAAGCCUGGUCCAGGAGGGAAAGAAAACUUUUGUCCCUGUCUCCAUUGAGUCCCAAACCACACCUGCCUAUGAAGAUGACCUGAUUCACAAGGACAAGCUGGAAGCCCCGAUCCUGAGUAGUCGGGGGAGACAGAAACUGAGCUAUUUGCAGAACUUUGUGUAUGUCCUGGGUGCACGGUUUUACAGUGUGCUGCAGGAAGCACGGCGGGGCCAAAACGUGCUCCUGUCCCCAACCAGUCUUUACGGCUCUUUGGUGUCUUUCUACCUGGGUGCCUCAAACCAGACAGCGGCAGAUCUGCAGGGUUUGCUGGGAUUCGUUCCCCCCUCUGGAGACCCUGACUGCACCUCCAGGGUGGAUGGACACAAAGUCCUUUCCAGCCUGAGGACGAUCGAAAGCCUCGUCAGGAGUGGGGAUGAGGAGCUGCUCUUUUCCAAGAUGCUCUACCUGUUCUCUGCCCCCGGUGUGCCUCUGUCCCAGCUGUUUGUGCAGGACUUGCUCCCCUUCACCGAUGCUCUCUAUGCCCGAGCCGUUGACUUUACAAACCCAAGUGAGGCAGCAAAGCAAAUAAAUGCUUUUGUGGAGGCCAAAAGCGAGGGUCAAAGCAAGUGCUUGCUGACAGACAUCGAUCCAUCCGCUGACCUGCUAUUUGCAGUGGACGUCCGCUUGACAGUGAACGUUAAGCAAGCCUUCCAGCUCAAAGAGCCUCAGGACUUCUGGGUGGACUCAAACACAAAGGUCUUGGUCCCUAUGUUGUCACUCACAGGGACAUUCAAGUACAAGACUGAUGCCAGCAGGACUUUUUCUGUGGUGGAAGUCCCCAUCAGCAAGACAGUGGUGCUGGUGCUGCUGCAACCCAUCAACGGCAGUGAGCUGGAGCAGGUGGAGUUGGAGGUGCUGCUGCAGUCCUCUGCUUGGCUUCAGCAGCUGUCCCCAAGAGAGAUUAAAUUAACGCUGCCAGAGUUAACAAUAGAAGGCAACUCCAAUCUACAGGAGCUCCUUGCAGAUAUGAAACUGCCUGCACUGCUAGGGAAGGGGGCAGAUCUCAGUAAAAUAAGCGACGCCAAUCUAACAGUUGGAAAGGUAAUAAAUAAAGCCCUUUUCAAACUGAGCAGUGAUGGAACAGAUCAGCCUGAAGACAGUGCAGCACAGAAGGAAGAUGUGGUGUUCCUGGAUGUAACACUGAACAAGCCAUUCCUGUUUGCUGUUUCUGAAGAGAAGUCAAGGGCAAUGCUUUUCCUUGGCAGAGUAACAAACCCUCUGCACAGGGCUUAA